Messenger RNA from Rotaria sordida, 185 nucleotides. Lineage: Eukaryota; Metazoa; Rotifera; Eurotatoria; Philodinida; Philodinidae. The record is from the annotation of a GenBank genome assembly.
AUGAACAAUUCAUCAUUUUCAUCCAAUAUUAAUAAUAAUAAUAACGACGAUAAAAAAGAAAAUACUAACAAUACUCAUGAUGUUAUCUCUGAAAAUCGAGCUGAUGAACUCACAUUAAGGUUUGAAGACAUAUUAUUUAAAAAAAAAAAAUAAUAAAAUAAUUUUUUUCUUCUAAAGGAAUGGUA